Amphiprion ocellaris (clown anemonefish) is the source of this 2559-nucleotide messenger RNA. RefSeq names its product homeobox B8a (gene hoxb8a). The record is from RefSeq and is a predicted model, not a curated record. NCBI's taxonomy places the organism in Eukaryota, Metazoa, Chordata, Actinopteri, Pomacentridae. The coding region runs from base 867 to 1706 and encodes 279 amino acids. Gene Ontology annotation, biological process: regulation of transcription by RNA polymerase II. Gene Ontology annotation, cellular component: nucleus. Gene Ontology annotation, molecular function: RNA polymerase II transcription regulatory region sequence-specific DNA binding; DNA-binding transcription factor activity, RNA polymerase II-specific. The transcript is spliced from 2 exons.
CUUCCUUUGCAUUAUCACAGGCGCGCGGAGCUCCCGGACUAUCAUCUAUAGGGUUUACAGGCGCGUGCGUGCACGCGCAAAAUAACGGGGGAAAAGUGCAAAAAGAGUCUUAGUGCGCGUUAAUGUGCGCGAGUAGUUGGUGCACGUUUGUCUAGAAAAGCCAAUGGGAUGAAGAACUGAUAAUAGAUGCAAAUUAUCCCUGAAACCGACACACACACACACACACACACAACCACACACACCGGAGCCGCGAGGGGAGAGUAGAGAGGGAGAGUGAGCGCGCACAACAGAGAGAGCCAGUGGGGGAGAGAGAGAGAGGGAGAGAGAGAGGGAGAAAAAAUAUGAAACAACUCAUUUGCAGAGGAGUAAAUCACGGAAAACCCGUUUGAGAGCGCGACAGGGCUCCCGCUUACAGCGCGAACACCGGAAUUGUGAUGCGCACGAGCCCUUCCUCCUCCUCCGCUUCACUCUCUUCUUCUUCUUCCCCUCCUUCUUCUUCUUUUUCUUCUUCCUCGCUGGAGAUUUUAUGGAAUCGGUGUGAUUGUUGUUGUUGUUGUUGUUGUGGCGGUGGUUUCUGCUCUGGCCGGCUGCCGUCACCGUUACUCACACCGAGACCGGCUGGUGUGUUGUGGCCGUGAGGGGGGAAACACCACAACAACGGUCACCGACAACCGGCGGCAGACCUGCCUCACUCUCCCUCCCCUCCGCUCCGCUCCGCUCCUCUGUCUGUGUGUCUCUGCUUCACACCGCACGACAGAAGCAGCAGAAAAAAAGAAAAAGAAAACACAACCGAAAGCCGCCGGUCGCCUCCUGCAGCCCCACUCCGACUCUACCGAGCCGAACACAAACUAAAAACAACACAAAAGAUGAGUUCAUAUUUCGUCAACUCGCUCUUCUCCAAAUAUAAAAGCGGGGACUCGUUACGCCCGAACUACUACGAGUGCGGUUUCGCGCAGGACCUGGCCGGCAGCCGGCCCACCGUGGUGUACGGCCCGGGCUCCGGCGCCACCUUCCAGCACGCUCCGCAGAUCCAGGACUUCUACCACCACAGCGCCUCCACGCUGCCCAGCAACCCGUACCAGCAGAGCCCCUGCGCGGUCACAUGCCACGGCGAACCGGGAAACUUCUAUGGAUACGACGCCCUGCAGCGGCAGACGCUGUUCGGGGCCCAGGACGCGGAUCUGGUCCAGUACAGCGACUGUAAGCUCGGAGGCGCGCCGGGACUCGGCGGCGAGGACGCGGAGGGGACCGAGCAGAGCCCCUCGCCGACGCAGCUCUUCCCCUGGAUGAGGCCGCAAGUAGCUGCGGGCAGGAGGCGGGGCCGACAGACCUACAGCCGCUACCAGACCCUGGAGCUGGAGAAGGAGUUCCUGUUCAACCCGUACCUGACCCGAAAACGCCGCAUCGAGGUGUCGCACGCGCUGGCGCUGACGGAGCGGCAGGUGAAGAUCUGGUUCCAGAACCGCCGCAUGAAGUGGAAGAAGGAGAACAACAAGGACAAGUUCCCGAGCAGCAAGAGCGAGCAGGAGGCGGUGGAGAGGGAGAGGAGGGAGAAGGAGCUGCGGGACGGCGGCAGUGGAGGCAGCGGCGGAGGCGGCGAUGGAGAAGGAGGUGGAGGAGGAGGCACGGUGGCGGUGGCGGGCACGGCGGGGUCACAGGCCUCCGUGAACGAGGAUUGCUGCGAGAAAACCCACAAGCAAAUGUAGGGAGGAGAAUUAAAAAAAAAAAAAAGAAUAAGGAGCAGGGUGAGGGGGAGAGAGAGUGAAGGGGGAGAGGUUUGGGUGUGUGUAAAUGCUGGACAGGAUGGGGUGAGGGUGGGUGAGGGGAGGGUGGGUGAGGGACUGUUUUUGUCUUAACUGAGGCCAUUGGACUGCCCCGCUGUCUCCACUGUUUCAAUCCAUGGAAGGGAACUCGGGUCUCCAAAAUGCGCAAAACAAGAAAAACGGCGAGCUGGACGGACUGGAGGGGCCUCGCGCCUCUGUCUGAAAAAAACAACAGAAUCUCUGGAAAAAAAUCAAAAAUUGACGAGGGUGGGGGUGAAUCAAUCCAACAAACAUAGUCUACACUAGUGUUUAAAACAAGCAAAAAAAAAAAAAGAAAAAAGAAAAUGAUAGCUUCCUUUCUUUGUGGAACAAUUAUCGUGGAAACAUUUCUAUAUUGUUAGAAGUUUAUCAUUAACAAUUUUAUCUUUGGCAGCUGUAUAGUUUUUAAGUUAAAAUGAUGAUGAUGGUGCACUUUUUACUGUACUUCUCACUUCUAUGUUGUUGUUGUUAUGGCAAUGAUUGAUGAUGAUGAUGAUGACGUAGCAAUUAAUGAAAUUUCCAACAACAUGAAACUGCCUAUUUAUGCCGUUUUAGUAGGUCGGAUCUCUUUUUUACACACUCUAAUUGUCGUUUUAGUUCGUUUUUUGAUCGAUGGUGUUUGUUUUAUGUUGUCUUCCUUUUUCUCUUUUUGGGUAAAAAGCAUGCGCACAGUGCAGAUUAAAAAAAGAGAGAGAACAUUCAUAAAAAUAAAAACGAGGAAAAAAUGUAAUAAAACUGCGUCUUUUUCUGCCGUUAA